Molecule: messenger RNA, 2888 nt
Organism: Paramisgurnus dabryanus
Lineage: Eukaryota; Metazoa; Chordata; Actinopteri; Cypriniformes; Cobitidae
Gene: ddx23
Product: DEAD (Asp-Glu-Ala-Asp) box polypeptide 23
Molecular function (GO): nucleic acid binding; ATP binding; RNA helicase activity
Source: RefSeq, a predicted model, not a curated record
CAGGAAAUACGUCACAUAUCCGGUGAGCAUCAUGGCGGCUUUGUAAAACGAACAGACCUCGUAUGCGCCUGUAAUUUUAUGGACUAAAGAUGGCCGGCGAGUCUGAUAAGAAAGACUUGGACACCGCAGGCAAGGAGCGGGACGCUCGUAAGCGCAGCCGGUCUCGAUCCAGGGAACGUAAAGGAUCUCCCGGCAGGGAGCGCAAACGUCACCGGUCUCGUGAGCGCAAACGCUCUCGCAGCAGAUCCAAAUCUCCAGACCGGGAUCGUCGUCAAAAAGACAAAGAAAGAGACAGAGAGAAGGACAGAGAUAGAAGCCGCAAAGACAGAGAGAGAGACAGAAGGGAUAAAGACCGGUCCAGGAAAUCCAGGAGCACUUCUCCUAAAUCCAGGGAUUUAAAACUAAAGAGAGAAAAAGAUUUGAAAAAAGAGGAAGAUGAAGAUGAUGAGAAGAAAAAAGAGAAGGUGCAACCUCUCUCCCUUGAAGAGCUUCUAGCCAAGAAGAAAGCAGAGGAGGAGGCAGAAUCUAAGCCCAAAUUCCUGUCUAAAGCAGAGCGUGAAGCUGAAGCUAUCAAGCGAAGGGAACAAGCGAUGGAGGAACGGCGCAGACAGGUGGAGGAGGAGAGGAAAAAACGACGAGUAUUUCAGGACAUCGGGAGAAAGAUGUUAGAGGAUCCUCAAGAGCGAGAGCGGCGAGAAAGGCGAGAGCGGAUGGAGAGAGAGAACAAUGGAAAUGAAGAAGAUGAUGGACGACAGAAGAUCAGAGAGGAAAAAGACAAAGUAAAGGAACUGCAUGCCAUAAAGGAGCGCUAUCUCGGUGGGAUAAAGAAACGUCGGCGCACACGCCAUCUGAACGACCGAAAGUUUGUCUUUGAGUGGGACGCAUCUGAAGACACUUCACUCGACUACAACCCAAUAUAUAAAGAGAAGCAUCAGGUUCAUCUCUACGGUCGCGGUUUCAUCGCUGGUAUCGAUCUCAAACAGCAGAAGAGAGAUCAGUCCCGUUUCUAUGGAGACCUGAUGGAGAAGAGACGGACCCUUGAGGAGAAAGAGCAGGAGGAGGUGCGCCUGAAGAAGGUGCGUAAGAAGGAAGCCAAACAGCGUUGGGACGACCGGCACUGGUCUCAGAAGAAGCUGGAUGAGAUGACAGACAGAGACUGGAGAAUCUUCAGAGAAGACUACAGCAUCACAACCAAAGGAGGGAAGAUCCCCAACCCCAUCCGCAACUGGAAGGAGUAUUCACUGCCGCCACACAUUCUCGAGGUCAUCGAGAAAUGUGGUUAUAAGGAUCCAACUCCUAUCCAGAGGCAGGCAAUUCCUAUUGGUUUACAGAACCGUGACAUCAUCGGUGUGGCUGAGACUGGUAGCGGUAAAACCGCAGCCUUCCUUAUUCCUCUAUUGGUCUGGAUCACCACUCUCCCUAAGAUUGACAGAAUUGAGGACUCUGAUCAGGGACCGUAUGCCGUAAUUCUGGCCCCAACUCGUGAGCUGGCACAGCAGAUCGAAGAAGAGACCAUUAAAUUUGGCAAACCGUUGGGAAUCAGGACUGUAGCUGUGAUUGGUGGAAUAUCCAGAGAAGAUCAAGGGUUCAAACUCAGAAUGGGAUGUGAGAUUGUCAUAGCCACACCUGGUCGUUUGAUUGACGUGUUGGAGAACCGAUACCUCGUUCUGAGCAGGUGCACGUAUGUGGUACUGGAUGAAGCUGACAGAAUGAUUGACAUGGGUUUUGAACCCGAUGUACAGAAGAUUCUUGAAUACAUUCCUGUGACAAAUCAAAAGCCAGACACAGAUGACGCGGAGGACCCAGAAAAAAUGAUGCAGAACUUUGAGUUAGGCAAACACAAAUACAGACAGACGGUCAUGUUUACGGCCACUAUGCCACCAGCUGUGGAGCGUUUGGCGAGAAGUUACCUGCGGCGUCCAGCAGUCGUGUACAUCGGCUCUGCAGGCAAACCUCACGAGAGGGUUGAACAGAAGGUCAUCCUCAUGUCCGAGGGUGAAAAGAGGAAGAAGCUGUUGGAAGUUUUGAACAGUGGCUUCGAGCCGCCCAUCAUCAUCUUCGUUAACCAAAAGAAGGGUUGUGACGUUCUGGCCAAGUCUCUGGAGAAGAUGGGAUACAAUGCUUGUACACUUCACGGUGGUAAAGGUCAGGAACAGAGAGAGUUUGCACUGUCUAACCUGAAAGCCGGAGCUAAAGACAUCCUGGUGGCCACAGACGUGGCAGGUAGAGGUAUCGACAUCCACGACGUCUCCAUGGUCCUCAAUUAUGACAUGGCCAAGAACAUUGAAGACUAUAUCCAUCGUAUUGGCCGAACGGGUCGUGCUGGUAAGAGUGGUGUAGCCAUGACCUUCCUGACCAAAGAGGACUCGACCGUCUUCUACGAUCUCAAACAGGCCAUCCUAGAAAGCCCUGUGUCCAACUGCCCGCCCGAGCUGGCCAACCAUCCCGAUGCCCAACACAAACCUGGCACCAUCCUUACCAAGAAGAGAAGAGAGGAGACCAUCUUUGCUUAAGACCAAACCGCUAGCUACUCAUUGCACUCAUUCAGUGUCAAUGUUUUCUUUUUAAUAUUUUAUUCCUUUUCCCAUUUUCUCUGUGUUCAUCUACUGGUUCUGCUUUCUUCAAUUAAAUGUGAUCAGAUAUUGAAGGAAUUUUUAGAUAAAUAGAAAAACAUGCUACAGAUAGCCUCUGUCACACCACCCCAUGAUUGAUAGUUAGAAGCAUAAGCAUAUAAAGGCACAAUCACCUGCUUUUUACAUUUCGUCGUGUUGGGACCUUAAAUUGUGGAAAAAUACCAUUAUGUCAAUAUGAAUGCAUAUAUACGUAUUGUUUUCGAAAGACAAACUUAACCAUUCUGUGGGUUUGAAAAUAAAGACCUUUUGACAAAG